UUUUCAUAUUCUGUGGCAAGAGGCAAUAUCUUUUGCGUUUUCUCAACGGAUGUUUUUUUCGUAUUUGCAAAAACUUGUAUUGCAAUUUGCAAUCAUUAUUUGAUUAUUAUUGAUCCAAAUGGACAUGGACAAUCAGGAGGAGGUUAUCAUGGAGGAAGGAGAGCUUUCCUCCGAUUCUUGUGACAAUUAUACCCCCCUAGAAAGACCCCUAAAUUAUAGUAAAGUUCCUCCGCCCGUUAUUGACGACUCGGAGAGUGAAGAGCAAGAUCAUUCUAGUGAUGCAGAUAGUGAUGACUCUACAAGUGAUCAGCGUAAUAAAUCUAAAAGGCCGAAAAUAAAACUGAAACCGAGGGCCGCUAAUACUUCUAAUAAAAAAAAAAAAUUUGAUAUAUGGACCACUAAAGUGCAGGAAGAUGUUUUAUCUGAAACACUGAAUAGUUGUGAUGUGACUCAGAAAGAUAGAUCUCGUGAUGUAGAAAGUUAUGACUAUACAAUAUCUCACAGAUAUGAAGACUUCACAAGAAAUGGAAGUAGUAAUAAAAGGACUAGGGAAGACAGAUCAAAUAUACACCGUAGACUGGGGAAAAGAGAUGAUAAAGUCAAAGAAAAAAAAGGUGCUAGUCGAAAAAUAUUAGAUCUGGAUACCAAUAAUGAAAAUACUGAUGAAGAAAUAGCUAAGGAUAUGGCCAAUAAAUUAUGUGAGCUGAAAGAAGACUUGAUGGUGAGAUCUCUGAAGUUAAUUGGAAAGGAAAAAUGCAUUGAGAUCUUUAAGAAAACACAGGAAAUCGAAGCAGAUGGAGGCAUGUCCGUAAUGAAUUUCACUAGGCGCAGAACCCCAGGAGGUGUUUUCUUUUAUUUAAUGAAAAUGGAUGAUAGUAUUGAACAAAAGGUAAAAACAGAAAUAUUUAUUGAAGAACGAAGACGUGAUUCCAAGGAGAAAAAGAAAAAACAGGCUCUCAAAUGGAAACAGCAAAAAGAUAAAGAAAGGGCAAAAAUUUUACCCGAAUUACUCUCCAAGGCGGAAUCACUCAUUGAGAACAGACAUUUGAAAGAAGUUUCUGAAGCAGUAUUCAAAAAUCCUCCGCCAACCCCUGAAACCGAUGGUCAUGAAAAUAGCUGCGAUGAUAUUGAAUGCACCGCCUCAGCCGAACAUUCUAAACUGGACAAUCAAACUUUAGGGGAAAGAGACUCUCCAGUUGUGUAUAAUGAUGAUAUUCUGGAUAUUCAGGGUUCGAACAUGGACAUGUUUUGACUUAUUUGUUCAUCAAAUUGGUAGGAUAAAAGAAUACCAAAUUUGCGGACACAGAAAGGUUGGGUGGUUACAAGUGAGCGGAGUUAAUCAGGAAAUAUGUCCUUUAUUUAAAGUGUGAUUAAAAUGUGUUGAAUCAUUACAGAAUCAAAUUUUUUGUAAAAUAUAAGUUGUUUAUAAA
This is a messenger RNA of Coccinella septempunctata (seven-spotted ladybird), 1430 nucleotides long. RefSeq lists its product as uncharacterized. Gene Ontology annotation, biological process: snRNA export from nucleus. NCBI's taxonomy places the organism in Eukaryota, Metazoa, Arthropoda, Insecta, Coleoptera, Coccinellidae. Gene Ontology annotation, cellular component: nucleus. The record is from RefSeq and is a predicted model, not a curated record. The transcript has 6 exons. The coding region runs from base 119 to 1252 and encodes 377 amino acids.